GUAUAAAAUGGACCCAACGGUGACGAACUAGAGCAGGGCAGUAGGUAGCAAGUUUGGACGCCAAACGUUGUAAAUUGGGAAUUGCGAGUCUCGUUACUGUUUGAGGUCAUGUUCCUGUUUCUGUGCCUAGUCUUCGGCGUUUUGUCACACACCUGUCACUCAACCGUCGAUGGUUUUGAAGGCGACUAUGUUCGUAAGCCUCAAACACUUGGUCUAAGAGGCCGAAAUGAGCCUGCGACUAUGACCAAAGAUUCCGUUAUUGAAUCUUUGGUCUCAAAUAUGACGAUAGAGGAUUUGGUGCUACAGCUUCAUCUUAUGUUUGGCGAUGACAUCGUAGGUCCAAACUCACAAAAUGAGCUUUAUGACUUCACGAUGCGCCUUAGUCCUGACUCUCCUAUCGGCGUGAUGCACGAUUGGUAUCCGCUCAAUGCAUCUCAUUACAAUUCAGUCCAGGAGUUGAAUCUAAAAAAAGCCAGGCUCAAGAUUCCCUUCAUGCAUAUAGGAGAGUGUCUACAUGGGGUGGGAUCCUUCAAGCAGACGAUGUUUCCGCAGAGCUUAGGUCUAUCAGCGAGCUUCGAUACCGAUCUAGUAUACCGCAUUGGCCGCGCAAUAGGGACAGAAGCUAGGUCAAUUGGGAUUCAUGCGUGUUUAUCGCCGGUUCUAGACAUUGGUCAAGAUCCACGCUGGGGUCGCAUGCAAGAGGCAUGGGGAGAGGACAAGACUCUUACGUCUCAUAUGGGUGUAGCCUAUUCAAGUGGUCUGUCCAAGAACGGCUCUUGGUCCGAACCGGACGCUGUUGCGCCGGUCUUGAAGCACUUUGCUGCUCACGGCUCGCCGCAAGAGGGACAUAACGCUGCGCCUUUCAUGGGUCAUGGAAAUCGACAGGUGCUUCAAGAUCUCCUUACCCCCUUUAAAGCUGCGAUCCAGUUGGGGGGUGCGAGAGGCGUGAUGAUGGCCUAUAAUGAGUUUGACGAUGUUCCAGCUCACGUGCAUCCUCUUUUCUAUCAAGCACUCCAGGAUUGGGGUUUCGACGGAUUUGUGAUUGCUGAUGAUACUGGCAUGUCGGAAUUGUUCUCUGUGCAUCGAGUGGCCGACUCUCCCGCUGAUGGGAUUCGCCAAUGGUUUGAAGCAGGUGGUAUGGUCCAGUUUUACGACUACCCAUUGGACACAUACCUCAAUGCAACUAAAGACUUAGUGGCGAACAAUUCCCUUGAUAUUUCGACAUUGCGUUCUCACGUUACGAAGAUUCUCAAUGUUAAAUGGGAUCUUGGCCUCUUUGACGACCCCUACGUUCCAACUGAUAUUAAUCCGCACCAAAUAGUGGAAACCCAUCUUGAUCUUGCCCUGGAAGCUGCGCAAAAGAGCAUAGUUCUUUUAGAAAACAAGAACCAGACGCUUCCUUUGAACCCAGAGCAACAAGGCCUCGCGCGAAUUGCCCUCAUCGGCCCGUUUGGGGAUACCCUAAAUUAUGGCGAUUACUCGGGCGCGUGGGGUCAAUACCCUGCGAAGGCUGCGAAAACCAUCCGACAAGGCCUUCUUUCAUAUGCUAAGACUGAGGGUUUCGAGUUAAUAUCCGCAUGGGGCACCAAUAGCUGGGAAUACAAUGCCCAAUACGUGAUUCCGCCGUAUCUACUAUCAACGCCAAAUGAUAUGGCAGGCGGUCUGCUAGCGACAUACUUCGCCAACACAGACUUCACGAAACCCAUGACAAACAGGGUAGAAGCGCCGGCGCUGGACUGGGGCUUGUAUCCGCCAGAUGGUUUACCAUCUAAUAACUUCAGCGCUACUUGGGAGGGUUAUUUACGAUCUCCGGUUGAUAUCGACAUAGACGGUUGGAUAGGGGUAGCAAUUGGAUCGAAUACCACAGCCAGACUCUUCGUAGACGAGGAGCUAAUCAUAUCGCAAGGCGUUGAUGAGCUCUCAACAUCGAGUACCAUCAUGGGCAACAUAAUGAAUUACGACUACAUCUCCAACAACGGCACAUUGCCCCCGCCUGGGUCGGUCCCAUUCACAUUUGAAAAAGAAAAGGUUUAUCAUCUUCGAAUAGAGUACCAAGCCUUCAAUCUCUAUAAGAAGACCGCAAACGUAAACUCCCUCAACUCCCAGAUCCUGUUGUUCUGGAAUCUCGUCAGCAGGAACGGCGACGCUGUGGAGCAAGCCGUGCAAAUAGCGCAAUCUUCCGAUCUCGCGAUUCUUGCCCUGGGAGCUGCAUGGAACAGCGACGGCGAGAGCGGCGACCGAGGCACCCUAGGUCUAUCUCCCAGCCAAGAGGUUCUAGCCCGAGAGAUCUACAAACUCGGAAAGCCGGUGGUGCUAAUAUUAGAAGGAGGCCGGCCUUUCGCUAUCGACGAGCACUACAAUCAAAGUGCCGCCGUUCUAAGCGCUUUCUUCCCCGGCCAGGCCGGUGGCCAAGCCGUAGCAGAUGUCCUUUUCGGAACGAUUAACCCUGGUGGACGCAUGCCCGUCUCGGUGCCGAGACAUGUUGGCCAGCUUCCUAUCUACUACAACUAUAAGGAAACCACCCGGAGGGUGAAAUAUCUGGACAUCGACUCGACACCUGCUUAUUCGUUCGGCUAUGGUCUCUCCUACACUGAGUUCGAAGUCCUUGGGUUUGAAGCGCGAUCAUCGUCUGCGCGCAAUUCCGAGUUCAAGGCAGGUGAUACGGUCAUAUUUACAGCGCGGGUCAAGAAUCUUGGUUCUAUAGAAGGGAGCUACGUAGCGCAGGUGUAUGCCCUAUCUCGAAUUUCAUCAAUUGUGCAGCCGAUGAGACAGCUCGUCGCCUUCAAGAGGGAGUAUAUAAAGCCUGGUCAAGAGGUGACGAUAAAGAUGGAAUUGGACGUCGACCGAUAUCUUACCAUACUUAAUCGUCGGUAUGAGUGGGAGCUUGAGAGGGGCACAUAUACAUUUGCGCUCCUCGCCCAUGGAGGCGCUACUGAUAGUAGCAUGAAUGUUACUUUGCAGUGUACAUAGCAAUUUACUUUAGCAUUACAUUAUAACCCUGGUUUCUGUAGGCCUGUGCCAGCUUCGAAAAGGAUAGGGCUAUUGCAUAGUCAGCGAAACCUAGCUUUUCCAAGGCUGCUUGUCGGUAUGCUGCUAAAUGAGAUAAUUCAGAUAUCGGAUCUCGCUU
Molecule: messenger RNA, 3127 nt
Organism: Xylaria bambusicola
Lineage: Eukaryota; Fungi; Ascomycota; Sordariomycetes; Xylariales; Xylariaceae
Product: glycoside hydrolase family 3 protein
Exons: 9
Coding region: 109-2970 (953 amino acids)
Biological process (GO): arabinan catabolic process; xylan catabolic process
Cellular component (GO): plant-type cell wall
Molecular function (GO): alpha-L-arabinofuranosidase activity; xylan 1,4-beta-xylosidase activity
Source: RefSeq, a predicted model, not a curated record